Dreissena polymorpha is the source of this 2279-nucleotide messenger RNA. RefSeq names its product integrator complex subunit 11-like. NCBI's taxonomy places the organism in Eukaryota, Metazoa, Mollusca, Bivalvia, Myida, Dreissenidae. Gene Ontology annotation, biological process: snRNA processing. The transcript is spliced from 17 exons. Bases 158 to 1870 code for a protein of 570 amino acids. Gene Ontology annotation, cellular component: nucleus. The record is from RefSeq and is a predicted model, not a curated record.
AGCUAAAAACAGGCUGUUGACCAUUUGUGCUGUCCAGAGCUACUCCACCAGGCAGACGUCUUAGAAAACUAACAGAAACACAACUGUUCUGGGCAGCUUGUCUGAUGGAGAUGUUGGCCGCAGCUGCAUACUGGUCACGAUUGGAGGCAAGAACCUUAUGCUUGAUUGCGGGAUGCACAUGGGCUUCAACGAUGAUAGAAGGUUCCCAGAUUUCACAUUUAUCACCAGGGAAGGUCGUCUUACUGAACAUCUAGACUGUGUCAUAAUCAGUCAUUUCCACCUGGACCACUGUGGAGCCCUGCCCUACAUGUCGGAGAUGGUGGGAUAUGAUGGCCCCAUCUACAUGACUCAUCCAACCAAGGCCAUCUGUCCCAUACUGCUGGAAGACUUUCGGAAGAUCACAGUGGAUAAAAAAGGAGAGACAAACUUCUUUACCUCAGAAAUGAUCAAGACAUGCAUGAAGAAAGUGAAAGCUGUCAAUCUUCAUGAAGUUAUACAGGUGGAUGAUGAGCUUGAGAUCAAGGCCUACUAUGCGGGACACGUCCUUGGGGCGGCCAUGUUUCACAUCCGGGUUGGUCAACAGUCCCUCGUCUACACGGGUGACUACAACAUGACGCCAGACCGCCAUCUCGGGGCUGCGUGGAUUGACAAGUGCCGUCCCGACCUCCUCAUCACGGAGUCGACGUACGCGACGACAAUACGCGAGUCCAAACGGUGCCGUGAACGGGACUUCCUGAAAAAGGUUCAUGACUGUGUGGAAAACGGAGGAAAGGUUCUGAUUCCUGUGUUUGCGCUGGGCCGUGCCCAGGAGCUGUGUAUUCUCCUGGAGACGUACUGGGAGAGGAUGAACCUCAACAUUCCCAUCUACUUCAGUCUCGGACUCACAGAGAAGGCAAACCACUACUACAAGUUGUUCAUCUCAUGGACUAGCCAGAAGAUUAAACAAACAUUCGUACAAAGGAACAUGUUUGAGUUUAAGCACAUUAAGCCUUUUGACAGGUCUUACAUUGAGAAUCCUGGUCCCAUGGUUGUAUUUGCGACGCCAGGGAUGUUGCAUGCUGGGCUGUCUCUACAGGUCUUCAAGAAAUGGGCACCAUCAGAACAAAACAUGGUGAUCAUGCCAGGCUACUGUGUGGCUGGGACUGUUGGACACAAAGUGCUCAAUGGGGCCAAGAAAAUUGAGAUUGAAAACAAGCAAUUUGUGGAAGUGAAACUGAAGGUAGAGUACAUGUCAUUCAGCGCCCAUGCGGAUGCCAAGGGCAUCAUGCAGCUGAUCUCAUGGUGUGAACCCAAGAAUGUGCUCCUUGUACAUGGAGAGGCGGCAAAGAUGGACUUCUUAAAGACCAAAAUACAGCAAGAAUUUGGCAUUGAAUGCUUCAAACCAGCCAAUGGGGAGACAGUUACCAUAGAGACUCAGCACAAUAUUCCCGUGGAUAUAUCACUCAAUCUAUUGAAGAGGGAAGCAUCAUUAAAAGGUCUUGAUGUACCAGAUCCAAAGAAGGCCAGGAUUUUACAAGGAGCCCUUGUAAUGAGGGGAAAUCUCCAACUAGUUGACCCAGACGAGGCGCUGAGGGACCUGGGUAUCAAGGAGCACAAUCUCAGGUUCACCUCCACACUGUGCAUUGACGAGGCCGGACCUGCCCAGAAACUCACAGAGAAAAUAUACAUGCUCUGUAAAAACCACAUGACUGAUCAACAGACGCAGAUUGGGUCAGAUGGUUCCAUCUCUGUGUCGGAUGUCAUGGUAACGACCUCUGGGGAAGAUGAUGACCCCAAGUCCGUCCUGGUCACAUGGUCCCAUCAGGAUGAAGAGCUUGGCAGUAUGUUAAUGAACAUUCUCAGAAGUGAGCUACCAAUCGUGACAGACUGAGACCCGAUUAUUAGAUAUGCAAGGACACCAGUUAGGUCUUGCUGUGUAUCACAAGUCAUGUUGGAGGGAAAGAAUUCUCCGAGGAAGCUAUGGUGCUUAAGUUUCUUAUCAUCAACUAUGAUGGUGAAAAUUUGGGGUUCACAUGAACUACUGCAAUACUGCUGGUUUGAAAAAAACUUGCACAGAGUUCUUGGUGAAACUGAAACAUAGGGAUGGUUUUCAACUUGUUAGGACUAAAAGUUUUAUUUAUCUCAUUAUUUUUUAAGGCCGUAAAUCAUGAAAGAAAUGAACUGUAGAGUUUAAUUAAAGAAGUAUAGAAUAUUUUAAGGGUUAAGAUAGCUUUGUUAGCAUGUUAACUUGUGGAGAAGAAUUCUUAUAAGUUUUUAGUAAUUUGUUUUCUUAUCCAUUA